GAGAACUGGGCCUCGCGGGUCCUGCAGGAGAUGAAGGACUUGAUGCUUCUGCUCAAUCGCGAAGGUCGAGUUCUGUAUGCGUCACCCUCGUGCGUCGAGAUCACUGGCUUCGAAGCCCAGUCGCUCGAAAAGAGCGACCUGUUCCGCUAUGUUCACGAGGACGACAAGUCCGUUCUCACUCAAGAAUUGAAAGAAUGUAUUGAGACUGGCCGGCUGUUGCGCUGCCAUUUCCGCUUCUGUAAGCCAGAUAGCAGCUUCUGUCUGCUCGAAGCACACGGACAUCCACAUAUCGCUCCCUCGGAUCCCUCGUCGAUGCCCAGUGGUCCGGGUGGUGGUAAUGGGGGGAUUUUCCUCGUCUGUCGCCCUUAUCCGACUAGGGGAGCCCAGCUCCUCAACUCAUUUCUCGAACAUAAGAUCGAGAACAUCCGCCUCAAUCAGCGCAUCGCGCAACUCAAGGAAGAGGAAGAGGAAGAGCUCAACGCGACGCAGCAAUCUUUCAAUAACAGUAAUAGCGGCGCCGGCAACAACAAUUACCACCACCACCACAACAACAACAACAACAACAACAACAACAACAGAGAUGGCCAUUUUGACAACGAAUCCUCCGAUACGGUCACGAGUAACGCCGACGAUGCGGAUUCGCGCUCGUUUCCCGGCAUGGAGGGCGUCAUAGACCGCCUACCUGCGGUCGACGACAUGUCGCAUAUCGAGGGCAUUGAAGUCAUGACCGGUCUGUACUAUGGAGAGGGCGAGCGGUCCCAGGGUCUGAGUACCGGCCAAAAGCAUGGUCGCUUGGUCCACUACUCGGACAUUGAUGGCGAGUCGUCUGGCAACGAUCCCCAGGCAAGUCGAGGAGUCGGGGAUGGGGAUCGGAGGAAACGACUCAAGGGCGAGUAUAUGUGUACGGACUGCGGGACGAGUGAUUCGCCGGAGUGGCGGAAGGGGCCCGAGGGUCCGAAGACGUUGUGUAAUGCUUGUGGAUUACGCUGGGCUAAAAAGGAGAAGAAACGCCAAGAU
Messenger RNA from Aspergillus fijiensis CBS 313.89, 1017 nucleotides. Its product is annotated as GATA transcription factor LreB. The annotation marks the transcript as partial. Gene Ontology annotation, molecular function: sequence-specific DNA binding; zinc ion binding; protein binding. Gene Ontology annotation, biological process: regulation of DNA-templated transcription. Lineage: Eukaryota; Fungi; Ascomycota; Eurotiomycetes; Eurotiales; Aspergillaceae. The record is from RefSeq and is a predicted model, not a curated record. The transcript has 4 exons.